AAACUCAUGCGUGUUUUGAAAGCAUGCGGCAUGGUCUGCCGUGUUUAAACAGUUUUCUUUCCGCUAAAAUAGUGUAAAAAAGCCACCGGACGGAACCAUGGCGGACGAUAGUUCCCAUACCGAGGCCAAAAAGGCCCACAAGAAACGCCAUUCCGGCGUAAAGGCGGACAAAAAGAAGGCCAAAAACAAACCGACCGAUCGGACCAAGAACCCGAAAGCGUUCGCCAUCACGAAGGCCCGUUCGGCGGAGAAACGCUUCCGGUACAAGGAGGACAUCAUCACCAAGAAGCAGCACAUCCCGCUCGUCGACAAAACGCCGGAAGAGCCGCCGCCCGUGCUGAUCGCGGUCGUCGGUCCACCGAAGGUCGGCAAAACCACGCUCAUCAAGAACUUGAUCAAAAACUUUACCAAAACGAGCGUGACGACUAUAAACGGCCCGAUUACGGUGGUUACGUCGAAGAAACGGCGCAUUACGCUGCUCGAGUGCAACAACGACAUCAACAGCAUGAUCGACGUGGCCAAGUGUGCCGAUCUCGUGCUGCUGAUGGUCGACGCUAGCUUCGGCUUCGAGAUGGAGGUGUUUGAGUUUCUGAACAUUUGCCAGGUGCACGGAAUGCCAAAGAUUAUGGGCAUCCUGAACCAUCUGGACGUGAUCAAGAACGCGAAGGCGCUGAAAAUGCAGAAAAAGGUACUGAAGCAUCGCUUCUGGACGGAGGUGUACAAUGGGGCGAAGCUGUUCUACCUGUCCGGGCUGAUCCAUGGCGAGUAUUUGCGGAACGAGAUCCGCAACUUGGGGCGCUUUAUAGCGGUGAUGAAGUUCCGGCCGCUUAGCUGGCGCGGAGCACACAGCUACAUCGUGGCGGAUCGCAUGGAGGACAUUACGAACGCGGAAGAGAUUCGCUUGAAUGCCAAGUGCGAUCGGAACGUGGUGCUGUACGGGUACGUGCGCGGCGUUCCGCUGAAGAAGGAGAACAUGGUGCACAUUGCCGGGUUGGGCGAUAUGCCGAUCGAGGAGCUGAGCACACUGCCCGAUCCGUGCCCGCUGCCUUCGGGCGAGAAGAAGCGAAGUUUGAUGGAAAAGGAGCGUCUGCUUUAUGCGCCGAUGUCCGGCGUCGGUGGCAUCGUGUACGAUAAGGAUGCGGUUUACAUAGAGCUGUCCGGGUCGCACAGCCACAGGAAGGGUGUGCCGGACAGCGAGCAGCAGCAGAUUGUCGAUUCGUUCAUCGAGAAGAAGGAAACGUUCGAUGUGGCGAUCGAAAACCAGGAGUUUCGGCUGUUUAGCGGCGGAGCGGUUAUAAAGUCGUCCGAUUACGUGGAUGACGCGAAGCGCGUUGACGACGACGAGUCAGGCGAGGACGAUCGAGAGGAAGAUGAGGAGGAGGAGGAUUCCGGGUUGGAAGACUCGGAAGACGAUGAGGCGGAGGUUGGGAAAGGCGCACGGCUUGGCUGGAUACCGGAGGAAGGUGAAGAUGAUGGCGAAGAGCGUGAGGAUGAUGAUGAAAAUGAUGAUAACGAGAACGACGAAGACGAUGAUUCAAGCGGCGACGAGGAGGAUAUGAAUGAUAUGGAUACGCUUGGGCCGAAGUCACGCACCAGCGGGUAUCUCUCCUCGGACGAUGAUGAGCAAGCCGAUGCUUCCGGUGGUAAUACGAUGGCCUGGAAGGAUGGUCUAGCCGCCCGGGCGCGCAAAGACUAUCUCGAACGGUUGGCCACCAACAAAAACUUGAUGAAAAUAGUGUACGGAGUGUUUAGCAAAUUCCACAAACGGCAGCAGCAACAGGCGGCCGAAGCGGAGGCAGAGGCCGACUCGGAGGACGACGGAUUGCUCGGUGGCAUUUUCAAGAGCGUUAGCCAGCGGCAGGCCGAACUGCAGAAGAAGAAAAGCGUGCAGGAUGUGGAUGAGUGCUGCUUCUUCGAAGAGUAUGGCGAUGGAAUCCGCGAUUGGACAAGCGAGCAGAACAAGGACCUGAUCCGGAACUGCUUCGUGACGGGCAAGUGGAAAGCGUCCGAGGAUGCGGAGGAGCUGCUCAAGCUGGACGAUAUGAGCGACGGGGAUAGUGAUGUGUACGGGGAUUUUGAGGAUUUGGAAACGGGCGAAAAGCACGAAGCACCGAAGGGAGCUAAUAAGAAGCCAGCGGGAGGAAAGGGCGACGAGAAGACCGAGGAUGGUGAUGGGGAUGAUGCGGAGAAGGACGAUGAGAAGUCGCUGAAGCGCAAGGCGACCCGAGUGGAGGAGAAAAACAUGUCCCGGGCGGAGCUGAUGGCAAAGAAGAUGAAGCUGAAGGCCAAGUUCGACUCCGAGUACGACAACCCGGAGCGGGACGAUCAGCACAUCGAGGGUGACCAUCAGUACUACGAAAAGCUGAAGGCGGACGCGCUACGUCAAUCGGAGCUGAACAAGAAAGAGUUCGCCAACCUGGACGAGGACGUGCGGCUGAACAUCGAGGGCCACCGGGCGGGCCUGUACGUGCGCAUGUGCUUCAAGAACAUUUCGGCCGAGUUUGUGGAACACUUUGACCCGUCCUAUCCCGUGCUGAUCGGGGGGCUGAACAUGGUGGAGGAGAACGUGGGGUACGUGAACUGCAAGGUGAAGAAGCACCGCUGGUACAAGAAGACGCUGAAAACGGGCGAUCCGUUGAUCAUCUCGCUCGGCUGGCGCCGCUUCCAAACCGUCCCGAUCUACGCCAAGGUGGAGGACGACUUCAAGCAUCGCUACCUGAAGUACACGCCAAACCACGUGACGUGCAGCAUGAGCUUCUGGGGGCCAAUCACGCCCCAAAACACGGGCGUGCUGGCGAUCCAGACGGUGGCGUACGAUCAGAAGGAGAUGCGCAAGCUGGGCUUCCGAGUCGCGGCGACCGGCGCGGUCAGCGAGUCGGACAAGAAUGUGGAAAUCGUGAAGAAGCUCAAGCUGAUCGGUACGCCGGACAAGAUCUUCCAGAAGACGGCCUACAUCAAGGGCAUGUUCAACUCGCAGCUCGAGGUGGCCAAGUUCGAGGGCGCCAAGAUACGGACCGUGUCGGGCAUCCGGGGGCAGAUCAAGAAGGCGGUCCCGCCCGAAGGUUCGUACCGUGCGACGUUCGAGGAUCGCAUCCAGCUGAGCGAUAUCGUGUUCUGCCGCACCUGGUUCCGGGUGAGUGUGCCGAAGUUUUACGCACCGGUGACGAACCUGCUGCUGCCGGCGGACCAGAAGUCGCAGUGGGUGGGCAUGAAAACGUUGGGCCAGCUGAAGCGCGAAAAGAACAUCCAGUUCGAGCCGAAGGAGGACAGCACGUACAGCAGGAAGAUUGUGCGCGAAAAGUUGGCCUUCCGGCCGCUGGUCAUACCGAAAAGUUUGCAGAAAGCGCUGCCGUACAAGGACAAGCCCAAGCUGGGGCCGCUCAAGCCGAAGAAGUCGUUCGAAAGCGAACGGGUGGCGGUCGUGAUGUCGCCCCACGAGCAGAAGGUGGCAAAAAUGAUGAACAUGAUCAAAACGAACUACAAAGCGAAGCAAAGCAAACAGCUGCGCCAGACGCGGGAGCGGUCGAAGAAGUUCAAGAAGGAGCUGGUGAACGAAAAGUUUAAAAAGCUACAGCGCCAGAAGGAUCUAAAGAAGAAGGUGUUCCGUGCGAUCAGCAAGAUGGAUACGCAGAAUGAGGAGAAAAUGAAGAAGGGCAAAAAGUGAUUUUUUUUUCUUUUUUCGGUUGCUGAAGUUAGUUUAAAAAAUAAUAAAAACUAAAAAGU
Messenger RNA from Anopheles arabiensis, 3723 nucleotides. RefSeq names its product ribosome biogenesis protein BMS1 homolog. Gene Ontology annotation, biological process: ribosome biogenesis; endonucleolytic cleavage of tricistronic rRNA transcript (SSU-rRNA, 5.8S rRNA, LSU-rRNA); maturation of SSU-rRNA from tricistronic rRNA transcript (SSU-rRNA, 5.8S rRNA, LSU-rRNA). Lineage: Eukaryota; Metazoa; Arthropoda; Insecta; Diptera; Culicidae. The transcript has 3 exons. The record is from RefSeq and is a predicted model, not a curated record. The coding region runs from base 98 to 3664 and encodes 1188 amino acids. Gene Ontology annotation, molecular function: U3 snoRNA binding; GTP binding; GTPase activity. Gene Ontology annotation, cellular component: 90S preribosome; nucleus.